Messenger RNA from Fundulus heteroclitus (mummichog), 959 nucleotides. RefSeq lists its product as uncharacterized. The record is from RefSeq and is a predicted model, not a curated record. The coding region runs from base 104 to 736 and encodes 210 amino acids. Lineage: Eukaryota; Metazoa; Chordata; Actinopteri; Cyprinodontiformes; Fundulidae. The transcript is spliced from 2 exons.
ACACAACGACUCAAAAUUGAAAACACCUGUUGCUAAUGCUGUGACCACAUGUAUAAAAGCAAGUUCAGAGUGCACAGUUUGCUGAAGAUUCCAAACAAACACAAUGGAUGAAGGCAGAGUCAGGGGAAGAGGUAAUCGCGUCAGAGGAGGGAGAAGAGCUGGCCAAGGAGGAAGAGGAGCAGGCCAGGGAGGAAGAGGAGCAGGCCAGGGAGGAAGAGGAGCAGGCCAACAAGGGAGAGAAGGUCCAGGAGGGAGAGCAAGACAACCUCGUACCAUCAUUACGGACGAGAUGCGAGCAACAGUCAUUGACCAUGUCAUUGUCCAUGGCAUGACAAUAGCUGAAGCAGGACUAAGAGUCCGUCCAAACCGGAGUAGGUUCACCGUGGCCACCAUUAUCAGGGCAUUCAGACAACACAACAGAGUUGAAAGAAUGCCACAUAGAGGUGGGCGGGUUGCCAUAUUUACAGCGGCACAAGAAACCCCCAUUGUGGAUAUGGUUCGUGAGAACAACCUCAUCAGACUCCGGGAGAUCAGAGACAAAGUCAUUGACGAUAAUGUGAACUUUGAGGGCAUUGAUGAUGUCAGCUUGGCCAUAAUAGACCGAGUUCUCCGGUGCCAAAAGAUGCAGAUGAAACAAGUCUAUAGGGUUCCCUUUGAGCGAAACUCUGCACGACACAAAGACCUACGUUACGAGUAUGUGCAAGUAAGUAUACAUCCAUGUUCACAGUACAGUUAGUAAACAUACUGUGUUGCUCAGUGGCCUACAUUACUUCUGGACAAUACAGUAAUAUGCUACCUGAUUGACUGUUGUUCUGAACACCUGUGCACUUUCACAAUUUCACAGAGGAUAUUACAGUUGGACACGAUGGCCAGACCUCAUGAGUACCUCUUCCUGGAUGAGGCUGGCUUCAACCUGCACAAACGAAGGCAAAGAGGCCGUAACAUCAUUGGCCAAAGAG